Molecule: messenger RNA, 2324 nt
Organism: Pelobates fuscus (common spadefoot toad)
Lineage: Eukaryota; Metazoa; Chordata; Amphibia; Anura; Pelobatidae
Gene: SEPTIN10
Product: septin 10
Exons: 11
Coding region: 85-1419 (444 amino acids)
Biological process (GO): intracellular protein localization; cytoskeleton-dependent cytokinesis
Cellular component (GO): cell division site; septin ring; microtubule cytoskeleton
Molecular function (GO): GTP binding; GTPase activity; molecular adaptor activity
Source: RefSeq, a predicted model, not a curated record
AAAUCUGCUGGAAAUGACCACAAAGGUAUGCUUAGUGAUGAUUAGACGCUAUAAAAAGAAGGCACGCAUUGAAGAUUCCCGUGCAUGUCUUCACAGGUUUACCAAUCUAAUCUUGGAAUGAGAUCUCCUCAGAGCCCAAUCCGUGAUCCUAGAGAUGGAUUUAAACAUGGUGAUGCUCGUUCCUUACCACUUUCCGGUCAUGUUGGCUUUGAUAGUUUACCAGACCAGCUAGUCAAUAAAUCUGUUAAUCAGGGAUUUUGUUUCAACAUCCUUUGCAUUGGUGAAACCGGCAUUGGAAAAUCUACAUUAAUUAACACACUGUUCAACACUAACUUUGAAGAAUUUGAAUCCACACAUUUUGAGCCUUCUGUCAAGCUGAACGCACAGACAUAUGACCUCCAAGAAAGCAAUGUGUCUUUGAAAUUAACAAUUGUAAACACAGUAGGAUUUGGAGACCAGAUAAACAAAGAAGACAGCUACAUGCCCAUUGUGGACUACAUUGACACACAGUUUGAGGCCUACCUACAAGAAGAGUUGAAAAUCAAACGUUUGUUAUACAGAUACCACGAUACCCGCAUACACGCUUGUCUCUACUUUGUCGCUCCAACCGGCCAUUCAUUAAAGUCCCUUGAUUUGAUAACCAUGAAAAAGCUUGACAGCAAGGUCAACAUCAUUCCUGUCAUUGCUAAAGCGGAUGUGAUAUCCAAGUCAGAGUUACACAAGUUUAAGACUAAACUUAUGAGUGAAUUAGUCAGUAACGGAGUGCAGAUCUACCAGUUCCCUACUGAUGAUGAGAGCAUUAGCAAACUCAACUCUUCAAUGAAUGGACAACUCCCAUUUGCAGUGGUUGGGAGCAUGGAGGAAGUCAAAAUUGGAAACAAGAUGGUGAAAGCUCGGCAAUACCCCUGGGGUAUAGUACAAGUGGAAAAUGAGAACCACUGUGAUUUUGUGAAGCUGCGCGAAAUGCUUAUUUGCACUAAUAUGGAGGACCUGCGGGAGCAGACACACUCGCGGCACUAUGAACUCUAUCGACGCUGCAAGUUAGAAGAAAUGGGAUUUCAAGAUAUGGGUCCUGGUGAUAAACCAGUAAGUCUGCAGGAGACCUAUGAAGCAAAGAGACAAGAAUUUUUUGAAGAACUGCAAAGAAAAGAGGAGGAGAUGAGACAGACAUUUGUCCAACGAGUGAGAGAAAAGGAAACUGUGCUGAAGGAAGCAGAGCGAGAGCUUCAAAAUCGAUUUGAGCAACUGAAGAAGCUUCAUCAGGAUGAAAGACAAAGCUUGGAAGAGAAGAGGAAGGACCUGCAAGAGGAAGUCAAUGCAUUCAGUAAGAGGAAAGCUGCUGCAGAGCUGCUACAAGCACAGGCUUUUGGAAAUGCGGCCAACACAAGUUUGAAAAAGGAACGCAAGACAUUCAUGUAAUUGAGAAGACAUUAAUGUAUCAAAAGCCACAACAAGGACAUCAAUAUUUUUUUCCAUAUUCUCCUACCUACAUUUUAUUAUAAAAUAUAUUUCCUGUACCUACGAAAGUUAAGGGAGAGGGAAGACAUGGUAAACUGCCAUAGUAGGAUACUUGUGGACAGCUUCAAUGCUUGCUAUUAAUUGUGUCAAACUUAAUAGCCACAGACCUUCCCAUCUACUACUGCGUGGAACCAAAGACAGGUGCAUGACUAGUACAGCAUCCCACGAGCAUGGCCAUGUCUGGAGCAGAGUUACAGUGGUGUUCACAGGUCAACUGCCAUUUCACAAUACCGAGCCUUGAAAUAAUGGACACAUUAUGCUCACUUCAUACCUUCAUUGUAGAACUUAGGUCAUUAACGUUUAUUGUCAUAAAACAGGAUGUGUUAAACUUCACAUUAGGAUUUAUGGGUGCACACUUACUACAGGAGUUUACUGCCAUUCAAGCAAUAUUUUCAUUAUUACUAAACCGCAACCACCUGUAGAGUCCAGACUAUUCAAUAAAUGUGAAUAGGCUCCUCUUUUCUGUCACAAGUGCCAGCACUUUAGUAAUAAAGUAGCUGAUAUUUUUUCUGUAAUUUUUUAUUUUAUUGGUUUUUUUUUCUCUCCAAUUUCUGUAUUGAUACAUGUUACUUUAUAAAAUCCUUGUUUUGCAUUGUUUAACAUAUCUGUAAGAUUGUGUUUGUUUGUUUUGUUUUUUCUACAGGCAUGUAUAAACAAGUUUAUAUGUAUAUUUUUUAACAUUAACCCAUACUAAAAUUACAGUGUAUUUUGAGAAAAAAAUGUACCAUCUAAAAUGAAUAUUGCAAGGAAUUUAAACAGUCAAUAUGCCAUUUUCUGGGACAUUAAAGACAAAUACUAGUAUUGUA